Messenger RNA from Triplophysa rosa, 2788 nucleotides. RefSeq names its product myelocytomatosis oncogene homolog (gene mych). Gene Ontology annotation, molecular function: protein dimerization activity; DNA-binding transcription factor activity, RNA polymerase II-specific; RNA polymerase II cis-regulatory region sequence-specific DNA binding. NCBI's taxonomy places the organism in Eukaryota, Metazoa, Chordata, Actinopteri, Cypriniformes, Nemacheilidae. The record is from RefSeq and is a predicted model, not a curated record. Gene Ontology annotation, biological process: positive regulation of cell population proliferation; regulation of transcription by RNA polymerase II. The transcript is spliced from 3 exons. The coding region runs from base 513 to 1595 and encodes 360 amino acids.
AGAAAACGCAGCACCCGGCAUUUGUGAACUCGCACACGUGCUUUAGCCAGAACCCGCCUUUCCUUUCUUGGAAUUUUACGGUUCAUUGAGUACACGAUCCCUCCGCCGGGCACUAGGUCAGCCGUACAUCGCGUGGACUCAACGCCGGCUCCUUACUUGCUUUUGCGUAAAAGAUUUUAUCAAACAACGGAACGCAAACUAUAAUUAGGCGUGGUUUUAAUGCCGGUUUGCAUUCAGCCUUUGUCGAAUACGUUUUGGCGCGAGUUUGCUUAAGCGCAAGGAUACGGCAGUGCGUCGGCCUUUAAAAUGAAAUGGUCCCAGUUUGCCGGUCGCCACACCCACCACUUUCUUCUGUCUGCGUGGGCGCUGUCAUGCCGUAGCGAGGGUUUGCGGUUUUUGUAGGUUUUUUAAAUUAAUUUUAAACAAACGACCGUUUUGGAGUCGUGUACGCCGUUUGCUGACAUUUGCUGGUUGUUUUUUCGGCGCGAUUUGUGAAGAAAGGUUUUAAGAAGAUGCUGCUGGCUUGUUCUCCGUCGCACGACUGGCUCUGCGAGUCGGAACCGCUGCUUUUUGACGACGAGUUUUGUCAGAGUCUCAUGAAAGAUUUGCAGUCCAUCCCCACGCCGCCACAGUCUCCUCCGAUGAAGCCCGGACUCGUAAAACCCCUGACCACCGUGGAACAGUUGGAGUUGGUAUCAGAACUUUUGAUGGAGGACAGCGGCUUUCUCCACUUGGACUGGAAUUGUGAUUUCAAUGCGGCAGCGGAGGAUCCGCUCUCGGACGACUGUCUGUGGCACACCGGCGGGGAUAAACACAUGGAGGAUAAACUUUCAGCCGUCCUCUCCACGAGUCCCCUGCUAUCCGAUAUUGACACUCAGAUUUUUGCAGAAAUCGCGGGCUCUACGCUGGAUUGCCACAACGUGGCGCUCGCCUGUCAGGCUCUGGAGAGCGACGAUUUACCUCUGGAGAGAGAGGAACAGAUCGAGUCCACAUCAGACUAUGGUUCACUGUCCACUGGAGGAGAAUCAUCUGCUAGUGAUUCUGAUGAGGAGAUUGACGUUGUGACUGUCAGGCGGCCAAGCGCAUUGACGCGCUCUCAGCAUCAACAGCUUCUGGAGGAGCAGCAGCGUGCUCUCAAGCGCCAUCAUUUUGAAAUUCAACAACAACACAACUAUGCAGCGCCACGGCCAGCUUCCCCUCCUCCGGCCCCGCCCUCUCCUUGUUCCACCCCUUCUCUCAAGCGCAGCCGCGUGCUUGGAGACUCCCACCGGAGCGGGCAGAGCUCGGGGCGCUCCCGGAACCUCGCUUCACGGCAAGGGGCGGACAUGGAGGACGAGGAGGAGAGACGGAGGACGCACAACGUGAUGGAGAGGCAAAGGCGCAACGAGCUGAAGAACUGCUUUCUGAGACUACGGGACCACGUCCCCGAACUGUCCAGUAACGACAAAGCUUCAAAGGUUGUGAUUUUGAAGCGAGCUAAAGAUAGCAUCAGAAAUCUGGAAGCAGAGAACAAGAGACAAAUUCAGGACUUGGAGAGGCUUGAAGCGAGGAAUCUCCGGUUGAAAGCCAGACUAGACGAGAUUAAAAGACGUUGAACUUUUGGGGGAAAAGAAAUGUUUGGGACUGCAUUAACCAGCUUUGGUUACUGGUCAGAAGACCGCAACGGAGGUGUGUACUAGCAAAGCAACACUUGUUGACUGACUGAAAAAAUAUACCUCAAUGUCUGUGAGGAGAGUUUGGAUUGUUCUGAUGGAAAACAUGCAUGGUCAAUGCAAGAAUUGUUCUCAGUGUGGUGACUUUGCCAAAGUCAUAUAUUCACGAGUCUUAAUGUUUCAUAUACUGUACGUUUAAAGAUUCAUUGCCAGUUAAAAUCCUUGUUAGCCUUAAAUCAACAUUACACAUUCUACCGUUUCUUGUUAGCACACAGUUAUAUUUGGGCUGGAUCCAAAGGAUGUUAAAAACAAGGGUUAAUCUGUUUAAUUUUUAAGAUGCUGUUGAUGUCAACUGGAAAUGUAAAGUAUAUUGGAUUUCCUGCGGUUUGGAGUUAAGGGGCGUGUUCAUCACACUCUUGUUUUCAACACCACGUUUUACUUGGUCAUUUAUUGUAUGUUCCUUCCCAUUUUUUUUUUUUGUCUACCUCUACCAGGAUAAUACCUGGUUAUUUUAUUGCCUUCAUAAUGGCAAGUGUACAAUUUUAUUUUUCAUGUAAAUACAACCUGUUAAUUAUGUAUCAUAAAUUAUUUAGUCUUUUUCUUGGUUUAUUUGCAGGUUUCGAAAAAAUAGUUCUGUUCUCAUCUGCACUUUGUUUUAUAAAGUAAUAAAGAAUGGGCAAUAUAACAUGUUUGUGUUUGGGUGUGUAUUGGGGCCAUCCUAUAAAUCGUGUGUCUUAUCAGCAGACUGUUAAGAGGAAGGCGUGGCUUUCUGUGAGGUUAAAUUUUUUGGCGCGGGUCAAAACCUUUGAAGAAUGGGAAUGUUUGUGAGCUGCGAUAGAAAUCAGGCCAAGGUAACGGGUGGUUGUCAUCUGCUGGCCUGGGGGUAUUCUGGAAAGCUGGUUAUGUGACAUACCCGGGUAAGUUUAAGGGUUAGUUAGCUGAUAACCUCAACUUUUGGUUCAAAAAACGGAGGUAACUUUCUGGGUAUGUAAGUAACCAUAGCAACUCGCUCUCAGGAAAGGUAGAUUAUGGGUCCAGGGUUAGUUCAUUUCAAGGAAAUGUUACUGAUCUUCAGGGGUUGUGCGCUUUUGAUGAGCGUCAAGUGGCGUGGAAGCACAGAUUACGUAUAAUAUAUU